Mercurialis annua (annual mercury) is the source of this 3918-nucleotide messenger RNA. RefSeq lists its product as uncharacterized. NCBI's taxonomy places the organism in Eukaryota, Viridiplantae, Streptophyta, Magnoliopsida, Malpighiales, Euphorbiaceae. Gene Ontology annotation, molecular function: acyltransferase activity, transferring groups other than amino-acyl groups. The coding region runs from base 329 to 3580 and encodes 1083 amino acids. The transcript is spliced from 18 exons. The record is from RefSeq and is a predicted model, not a curated record.
CUGUAUCUUUUUGUUUUCUCAAACCGUUUAUAUUUUCCUUUCUUCUUCCUUCUCGAAUAACCAACUCAACCCACCCACCUGUAUUCUGUACCCUUCUCGUCUCUCUCCCCAUUAACCCUAACUUUUCCCCUUUUUAAGCAGUUACUAUGAACCUUCAAGAUUCUCCUGUUAAUUUCAUACCCAUCUAACCCAUUUUAUAAAAAACAGAAAUAAUUACAAAGCAAAUAUGAGUAAAUAUGACUCAAAUCUCGAAUCAAAGACUUCCCCAUUAAUCCAAAACAGCUAAACAACAAAACCCAGAAACCGUUUCGUAAGCUGAUCCCAAUAAAUGGCGAACGGAACGGAUAACAAGAAGGAUACAGUGGCGGCCAAAGUCCGGCCAGGUUUAAAACGGGAGUUUGCUUUUGCUUUCAAGGCCCAUUCUGAAAUUUCCGGCUCAUUGGGCAGAACCCGUGCUAGGCGGGGGGAUAGUAUUGGUGGUGCUUCUCCGGUCAGCAAUGGUGGUAAGAAGAGUUUGAAAGGUAAUAUUGGGUCGAAAAAGGCGAGGGCUUUGAUAGAAGAGGAGGCCAAUCCAAACAGUGAUGUCAUUGAUUUGGGGAGUGGUGAUGGUUUGAUUGAAUCAAUGGAAAUUAGUGAUCCUAUUUGUGGAAUUUCUAGGAGUCUGUCGGAUUUGAAAUGCAAGAGUAAAGGAACUAAUGGGUCUGUUCCAAUUUUAUUGGAGAAGGCUUCGAAAAUGGAAAAUGGUGAAGGAGAUUGUAUAGUGGAAAAUGAGAAGCCUAUGAGAAGGUUUACCAGGUCAUUGCUGAAAACUAAGACGGAGACUGUCCGAGAAGCCGGUACCAAGGAUCAAUGUAAAGAAAUGAGUCAAGGAUCAUUGCUGAGUUUUACAAAUGUAGAAAAUUCGGAGAAGAAGAAUGACAAAACUACUGGCUUAGAGGAUUCAAAGAGUGAAAAGAAUGAGGUUUCGGAGAGUAAGUGUGAUGUUCAAGUAAAAGGUGAUAAUAAGAGUAAUGAGAAUGAAGAGGGCAGUAAUAAUGGUAAAGGAAAUGGUGGAAUUGAUUUGUUGCCAGCUUUGGUUGAUGAGAAUGGUGCUAAAGUGGAGAAGGAGAAGAAGCCAAUUAGGAGGUUUACUAGGUCGCUUUUGAAGCCUAACAUAGAGACAGUUCAAGAAUCCCGUAUUGCUGACGAAUGUGAAGAUUUGAGCAGUGUGUCAAGGAUAAAUUGUAAGAAUGUGGAGAAUUUGGUGAACAAGAAUGAAGAAGUUAGUGGGCUGGUGACGAUUUCAAUGGAGGAGGAGGAUUUGCAGAGCGAAAAGAAUGAGGUUUUAGAGCUCAAGUGCAGUAUUGUAGCAAAGGAGGUUGAGAAUAUUAAUAAUGUAAAUGAAGAGGGGACUGAUGGCAAGGGAAGUGUUGGUAUUGAUUCAUUGCAAGGUUUGGUUGAUGAAAUGGAGGAGAAGAAGAGCCCUGUGAGGAGGUUUACUAGGUCAUUAUUGAAGCCUAAGAUGGAGGCAGUGCAAGAAUCCACUGAUAGAGAUAGUUCUGGAGAUGUUGAUCAUGUGGGGAGUUCUUCUUCUGCUUUGGAUUCUAAUACACUGCAGAAAAUGUGGAGGAGUGAUUCAUCGAAGAAGUUCCCAACAAAGAUAAAGGAACUUCUUGAUUCAGGUAUACUUGAGGGGCAACCAGUGAAAUAUAUGCGAGGGUCCAAGGCAAGAGAAGCUGGUGAGGCAGCAUUGCCGGGGAUUAUCAGGGGAUCAGGGAUUCUGUGUUUCUGUAGCAGUUGCAAAGGAAAUGAAGUUGUUACACCUGCUCUGUUUGAGAUGCAUGCUGGUAGUGCAAACAAACGUCCGCCAGAGUAUAUCUUCCUUGAGAAUGGGAAUACACUUCGUGAUGUGAUGAAUGCCUGCAAGAAUGCAUCGUUGGAUACCUUUGAUGAAGAUGUGCAGCUUUCUAUUGGUUCUUCAUCUUUGAAGAAAUCUUCCUUUUGUCUGAAAUGUAGAGGUUCACUCUCUAAGGCCGACACUGGGAACUCAAUUUUAAUAUGCAGUCGUUGCAUGAAGCUGAGGAAUUUCCAAGCUAGUGAGUCAGAUGCAGACAAAGGAACCCCAAAACCUCAACCCGUUUCAACGUUAUCUGAUAGUGUGUUGAAAUGUAGCACAUCACGAAGCAAGAGUCAUGGGAGAUUUACAGUAAAGGAUUUGCGUAUGCAUAAGUUGGUUUUUGAAGAGGAUGUUUUGCCGGAUGGAACUGAAGUUGCAUAUUAUUCUCGAGGAAAGAAACUGUUGGUUGGAUACAAAAAGGGUUCUGGCAUAUUCUGCUCUUGCUGCAAUACAGAGAUCAGCCCCUCCCAAUUUGAAGCUCAUGCUGGUUGGGCUUCACGUCGAAAACCCUAUCUGCACAUUUACACAUCUAAUGGAGUUUCUCUUCAUGAGUUGGCAUUAUCGCUUUCCAAAAGUCGCAAGUUUGCUGUCCAUGAAAAUGACGACCUCUGCCAGAUCUGUAGAGAUGGUGGUGAUCUGUUGUGUUGCGAUUCAUGCCCAAGGUCUUAUCACAAAGAGUGUUUAUCUCUACAAGCAAUUCCGAACGGCAAAUGGCAUUGCAAAUUUUGCCUGAAUAACUUUCAGAAAGAGAAGUUUGUGGAACGUAAUGCCAAUGCAAUAGCAGCAGGAAGAGUUGCUGGAAUUGAUCCUAUUGACCAGAUAUCAAGGCGAUGUAUUCGUAUUGUCAAAACAAUGGAUACUGACUUUGGUGGCUGCAUAUUUUGCAGAGGCCAUGAUUUUGAUAAGAUUUUUGGUCCUCGUACUGUUUUACUCUGUGAUCAGUGUGAGAAGGAGUUCCAUGUGGGCUGUUUAAAGGAGAACAACAUGGAGGAUCUAAAGGAAUUGCCCAAAGGCAAUUGGUUCUGUUGCUCAGAAUGCAAUAGAAUUCAUUCUGCGCUGGAGAAAUUGGUGGUUCAGGGAGAUGAGAAGCUUCCAGAUCCUUGUAUAGAUGUUAUAAAAAAGAAAGUUGAGGAAAAAUGUGCUGAGACCGAGUGCAGCAAUAUUGAUGUGAGAUGGAGGCUUCUUAAUUAUAAAAUAGACCCUUCUAGUGACGUUGCAGCGUUACUCUCUGAUGCCCUUGCUAUUUUACAUGAACAAUUUGAUCCUAUACUUGUAGCUGAAACUUCUAGCAAAGGUGACCAUGACCUCGUCACGUCAAUGAUUUUUGGAGAUAACUUUAAGGGACAAGAGCUCAGCGGCAUGUAUUGUGCUGUAUUGAUUGUCGACCAAGUGGUGGUGUCGUGUGCAAUCAUUCGUUUUUUUGGACAAGAGCUGGCGGAACUUCCUUUAGUUGCAACGAGUAGCAAAGCACAGGGACAGGGUUACUUCCAGGCCUUGUUUACUUGUCUAGAAAAGCUACUCAGAGUUCUCAAUGUGAAGAAUCUUGUACUUCCGGCAGCUGAAGAAGCUGUAUCUAUCUGGAAAAAUAAAUUUGGCUUUAACAAAUUUUCCCAUGAUGAGUUUAUGAAAUUCAGGAAGGAUUAUCAAAUGAUGGUCUUUCUAGGAACAUCAAUGCUUCAUAAGUUUGUUCGAAGUGCCGAAUGAUUCGUCGGAAGGCGGUUGAAGGUUUAAACACGUACACAGUGCUUUCUCGUUUUGGUUUUUUGAUGGAAGUGGGGAAAGCAAAUUUUUUGGAGGUCUUAUCCUUCAUGUAAAGAAAAUGGCUCUACUUUUUGGCGAUUUCAUGUACAGAACAUUAAUAUUGACCCACUUAUGAAGAUGUUUAUAGUUGAAGAAAAGCAGUUAGGCUAAGAAAUUGUUUUUGUAGAAGGAAAUUGAAGAGGAAAUCAUAGGCAAAGUUUUGAAGUAGUUUCAAGAAAUGAUGUAUGGAUAUUGAUUUUCUUGAGAAGUUUAGCUCUAAUCCUAAUUUUUGAUGAUCGAAA